This is a messenger RNA of Stereum hirsutum FP-91666 SS1, 1950 nucleotides long. RefSeq lists its product as uncharacterized. The transcript has a single exon. The coding region runs from base 1 to 1950 and encodes 649 amino acids. Lineage: Eukaryota; Fungi; Basidiomycota; Agaricomycetes; Russulales; Stereaceae. The record is from RefSeq and is a predicted model, not a curated record.
AUGGCAGCCACAUUCUGGAGUAAUGAUCCCUAUGCUCGGCCAAAUGGCUACAUCCCUCAAGACCGUACACGUCCCAUUGACAUCACCCUUCCAAUCGAUAGAAAUCCAUCUCAGAUGAUACCCGGCUCUCCCUAUAUACCUGCUCCUCAACCCACCCCAAUUCUUCGCCCCCAACCGUAUUACGCCUGGCGCGCCACCCCUGAACGUUCAUCCCCUCCUCCCGUUUUCCCUUACUCGCCACCCGUGCCCAGCUGGGACCGGGACUGGGACUCAGACCGCGAUGCUGUUCCGAAGUCGUGGAAGCAAACCUGGUCCGACCACUCUGACGAUACAGAAGAUGAUGAACCUGUGAUCCCGUAUCCCAUACCGCACUUCAGUCGACGACCUGAUGCACCGACUCGUACGCACGCUGUAGAUAGGCGCCCGCAUCGCCAUCGCCACCCAUAUCCGACAACAACAACAACCGCCACCCAGCACCGCCCUCGUCAUGUCCGCCUUCUCUCCCCAUCCCUAUCAUCUUCCUCUUCCUCGGAAUCAUCGGUUUCGUCUAAUAGUACGGAUGUCGAGUCGGACAUAUCCUCGGAUACCUUGGUGGACAAUGACGAGACUCCAGUUCUGUCACGCAGACGACCUAUUUCCCUACCGCAUACUCCAGGCGUUGAUCCCUCCGUACUCGUUGUCCUCCCAUCCCCAUGGCCAGCAUCUCGACGUUCUCCAUCUCGUAGUCGUACUGCAUCAGCAUGUUCGUCGAUACGAAAUACACUUCGCCGUGCGUUCGGUACGAAACCUUCGCCAGGCAUGUCAUCCAAUGGUACCCCUGUGUAUGGGUACGAUCAGUCUGGAGCAGUUAUCGUGUUACCUGCGAGCACCGCUCCCACACCCAGAAUAGCCGCUUCACCACCCCUGAAUCCCAGUCCUACUGAACCUCGUUCACCUAUCCCCGCCCAGGCCGAGGCCCAACCCCAAGCCCCUCAUGCAGCUGAUCCAACUCUUCCGAGGGCAGACGAAUGGAUGUCGCCCUGGGCUUUGACGCCGUUCACCGCUCUUGUCGAUAUCCCAGAAGACCUCAUCGCCACCAAUGCCACGACCCCGAUUUCGAGCUCUAAUCUCGCACCAGCUGUCACCUUCACUUACUCACACUCGCAGUCCUCCACCUCCAAUCCUGGCCCAUCCACCCAGACUCAGACUCAGACGCGAACCGAAACCGCCGUCGGCUUCGUCUGGGCCACUUCGCCUCGUCAAUACCGCACUUUCCUGUCAUUAGGCCAAUACAUUUCCGCUUUGAAAUGUCUCCACUUUGACGACUUGUGUGGGUUCGAAAUAGUUAUGGCUUGCGUCGAGGGAAGUCUAGAUGAGGUGAAUGAAAUCAUGAUGAGGCGGAGGAGAGAGAUGAGCUGGGACGUAGGUGGGGAGGGUGAGGAUAGAGCGGAGAGAGUGAGGAGGAUGGCGAGGUGGAGUGGUGGGUUUAGGGAGUUGUUGGGGAGGGGGAUGAGGGCGAAGGUCGCAGGCGCUUGGUGGAGGGAUGAAAGGCAGCGGAUGGCGAUGGGACAUGGACAAGAAGCCCACAGAGGUAGGGAUGGACUGUUCGUGGCGGGAUCGUUGAAGCACUUGUUGAGAGAGACAGGAGAUAGGGAGUUGAUGAUCCCUCCGGAGAUGGAUCAGCAAGACGGACAGAGUGGAGAGAGGGACGUGCGGGACGUCUAUAUUGAUCUGGUGCUGGUAGCGGAGGUGCUGAUGGAGGUUCGAAGAGAGGUGACGAUCAGACCGUCAUCGCCUGAGGCGAUGCCUGAGCAUGCAGAUGGACGAAGGCGGACACAGAGGCAGGAAGGGCCGGCACGAGGUCGCCGGGAUACGACACGGGGCCCGACACAGGAUAGGCCGUGGAGAAGGGAGAGACUGGAGAGGAUGAGGUCUCCUCGGCUACAACGACCUGCACGAACUGAGCACUAA